AUGCAGGACGAGAACGCUAUCGAGGCGCAACAUAGUCCGCGCGGCAUGAAGACUACAUCGCACCUGAAAAACAAACCAGAAGGUGCUGCCGAAGGCAUGCCACCGCAAAAGACACAAAAAACCAGUCAUGUGAACAACAAGCUCACAAAAUCCCAAACAUCCGUCGGGACCGAAAAGUCCAGCCGCCUUGUCCAGACACGUCUCAAUGUACCAUCCAAGCCGCAACACCAAUCUCCCUCAUCCGAGAAAGAGGAUUCACUACCUGCAGCAACCGCACAUGAAUCAGAGACCCUCAGGACGCUGCAGAGUUCAAUCGAGACACUCAAGGAAUCAAUCGCACAGCUUCAACGCCAGUUCAAGCAAGAGAGAGACACCUUUAACCAUGCGCGCCAGACAAUGCAAAAGGAGCAGGAUGAGCUUAUGGAGCAGAUCGGAGAUGCGGAGCAGGAAAUGGAGGAACUUCAGGGUACCAUUGCAAAUCAAAUCUCCGAAAUUCAGAAGCAUGAGGACAAAGUGUUUGAGUUGCAGAAGCAGAUUGAUGAGAGAAGCGAUGAAAUCAAACGACUGCAGAAGUAUGUGGAGGAGUUCGAGGAUGAGACUUGCAGGAUACUGAUGUAUAACGAGUUCGAGGAGUUGACGCUCGAUAUUGAAAGACUGAGGGAGGCGAUCGGCGAGCAGAUGGCGAUUCUGGGGGGGAUGCAUAACCAGGUAGAAGCAGUGGAAUAUGAAACCGAUGCCUUGCAUAGUAGGGAUUUGAAGGGUCUGCUGGAGGAGAAGGACUAUUAUAUUUUGGAGCUAGAACAGGCAUUGGAGCCACAGAGUCUUGAUAUGGGGAUUGUGCUCAAUAUGUCAAUUGAAGAAGAGUUUGAAGCGCUCAGGCGGCAAGCCCAAUUGACUAAGGAUCUGGAUAAGGAGGCGGCCAAGGCUCAGGCCCGACUUAAGAUCAGAUUCGAGAAGGAAUGGAUGUCCUUGGAUCGCCAACAUACUGUGAAUAUGGAGCAAUUCACAGUGAAGAUCGAGUCUCACAAGACGCGAUUGAACAAGCUGCAUAAGAACAUUAAAAGCGCCAAGGAAACGCUUGCUGUUUCGGAGCAGGACUUCAAAGAAGCGGAAGCAGAGCGUUUGCAAGUCCUGACAAGGAGCAAGGCAUUAGAACAGGAGAUCGAAGACGUGCGGCGACAAUUGGCCCACUACCUAUGA
This is a messenger RNA of Gamsiella multidivaricata, 1200 nucleotides long. RefSeq lists its product as uncharacterized. The transcript has 5 exons. The record is from RefSeq and is a predicted model, not a curated record. Lineage: Eukaryota; Fungi; Mortierellomycota; Mortierellomycetes; Mortierellales; Mortierellaceae. Bases 1 to 1200 code for a protein of 399 amino acids.